Macrosiphum euphorbiae (potato aphid) is the source of this 1071-nucleotide messenger RNA. NCBI's taxonomy places the organism in Eukaryota, Metazoa, Arthropoda, Insecta, Hemiptera, Aphididae. The record is from the annotation of a GenBank genome assembly.
AUGGAUAGUACAAAAAGCAAAUGUGUUUUGUUAACUGGUGGCGCAGGGUAUGUUGGUAGCCAUACUAUUAUACCUUUAAUUGAAUCAGGGUAUGAGGUGGUGGUCUUAGAUAAUUUGUCAAAUGCAUGUAAAGGAAAUGAAGGACAAAAUCCAGUACCUAUAUCGCAUGUUGAAAAAUUAGUUGGAAAGCCAGUCACAUUCUAUAACGUUGAUCUCUUGGAUUAUGAUUCACUCUCCAAAGUAUUUGAUAAGCAUAACUUCUGCUGUGUUAUUCAUUUUGCUGGAUUAAAAGCUGUUGGUGAAUCAUGUAUCAUUCCUUUGACUUAUUAUCGAGUCAAUGUCUCAGGAUCAAUCAAUUUAUUUCAAGUUAUGAAAGAACACAAUGUAAAGAAGCUUGUAUUUUCCUCCUCAUCUACAGUAUAUGGUGAACCACAAUUUCUACCGAUAACUGAAUCGCACCCAGUUGGUCAAAAUUUACUCAAUGGAUAUGCUAAAUCAAAAUAUUAUAUUGAAGGAAUAAUACAAGACUUAUGCAAUUCUGAUAAAGAGUGGUUUGUGAUUAUUUUGCGUUAUUUCAAUCCAGUUGGAGCUCAUCCUUCUGGAACUUUGGGAGAAGAUCCUACUGGAAUUCCUAACAAUUUAAUGCCAUAUGUUGCUCAAGUAGCUGUCGGAAACCGACCAUGUAUAAAUGUUUUUGGUAACGAUUACAACACUAUUGAUGGAACAGGAGUAAGAGACUAUCUUCACAUUAUGGAUCUGGCCGAAGGUCAUGUUAGUGCAUUAAAAAAGCUACAAAAUUCUGAUGAAAAUGGAGCUAUAGCUAUAAAUUUAGGCACAGGAAAUGGAUACUCAGUGAUACAAGUAAUUGAUAUGUUUAGUCAAGUUAGUGGACAAAAAGUGAAAUAUGAUAUUGUUGAUCGUCGUUCGGGUGAUUGUGCUUCUUCUUAUUGUGAUGCAUCGUUUGCCAAAUCAUAUCUUGGAUGGGAAGCUAAGAGAACAUUGAAAGAAAUGUGUGAAGAUACAUGGAGAUGGCAGUCAUCAUAUCCUCAAGGUUUUUUGACUAAAAAAUAA